Gadus macrocephalus (Pacific cod) is the source of this 1823-nucleotide messenger RNA. RefSeq names its product terminal nucleotidyltransferase 5ba (gene tent5ba). NCBI's taxonomy places the organism in Eukaryota, Metazoa, Chordata, Actinopteri, Gadiformes, Gadidae. The record is from RefSeq and is a predicted model, not a curated record. Gene Ontology annotation, biological process: mRNA stabilization. Bases 263 to 1444 code for a protein of 393 amino acids. The transcript has 2 exons. Gene Ontology annotation, molecular function: RNA binding; poly(A) RNA polymerase activity.
ACCUUAUGAAUUGGUUCAUUGCGAGUUUGAUCGUAGCUGCACGCGCAUAUUUCUGGGAACAUAACCCAGAAUCAGUCAAUCUUCUCUUGUGUCACUUUCGUACUUACCGAAACUUUUCAAAAGAUCUGACUACCGCUAAGGCGUCAUUAUUCGUUGUUUUUUUGCUGCUUUAAUCAAGAACCUUUUUUUAAUUUAGGACCUCGAGAUAUAUCGGAAGGCAUUAACUGCUAUUUCGCUGAUUUCUUUGGAGAGCUACAUUGCAAUGUCUUGCGACGAUGUGUCUGAUCAGAGUCGUCGGUUCUGUGUGUUGCCUUGGGACCAGGUGCAGCGUCUGGACUCGAUCCUGGCAGAAACUAUUCCCAUUCAUGGACGUGGAAACUUCCCAACUCUAUCCGUACAACCGCGGCUGCUAGUUCAGGUGGUGCGGGCGAGGCUCGAGGAGAGGGGCGUGUGCGUUCGGAACGUGAAGCUCAACGGCUCUGCAGCCAGCCACGUGCUGCACCAGGACGCGGGCCUGGGCUACAAGGACCUGGACCUGAUCUUCGCCGUGUCGCUGGGCGACGAGCGGGCCUUCCGCCUGGUGAAGGACGUGGUGCUGGACUGCCUGCUGGACUUCCUGCCGGCGGGGGUCUGCAAGGAGCGCAUCUCGCCACUCGCCCUCAAGGAGGCGUACGUGCAGAAGCUGGUGAAGGUGCGCACCGACACGGACCGCUGGAGCCUCAUCUCGCUGUGCAACAACACGGGCAAGAACGUGGAGCUGAAGUUCGUGGACUCGCUGCGGCGCCAGUUCGAGUUCAGCGUGGACUCCUUCCAGAUCUGCCUGGACUCGCUGCUGCUGUUCGACCGCUGCUCGCCGACGUGCAUGUCGCCCAGCUUCCACCCCAGCGUGGUGGGCGAGAGCGCGUACGGGGACUUUGAGGAGGCGGUGGCGCACCUCCGCCGCCGGACCAUCGCCACGCGCUCCCCAGAGGAGAUCCGCGGCGGCGGCCUGCUCAAGUACUGCCACCUGCUGGCGCGGGGCUUCCGGGCCGAGUCGGAGGCGGACAUGAAGCGGUUGCAGCGCUACAUGUGCUCGCGCUUCUUCAUCGACUUCCCCGACCUGGGCGAGCAGCACCGCAAGCUGGAGGCCUACCUGCGGAACCACUUUGCGGGCAUGGAGCACAAGCGCUACGAGUGCCUGACGACGCUGCACCGCGUGGUGGACGAGAGCACCGUGUGCCUGAUGGGCCACGAGCGGCGGCAGACGCUCGGCCUCAUCUCGGCGCUGGCGCUCAGGGUGCUGGCGGAGCAGAACGCCAUCCCCUGCAACGUCACGUGCUUCUACCAGCCCGCCGCCUACGUGCAGGACGUCAACUUCAGUAAUUAUUACAUAGCGCACGCGCAGCCGCCCCUGAUGGCGUCCCCGUGCAGUGCCUCAUACCAGACGUGGCUGUCGUGUAACUGAAACCCCCGCCGGCCUUGGCAAACCGUGUUUGUUUCCAAAAAUAAAGUUAAAGAGGAAAAAAAAAAGAAAAAGGAAAUCCAUGUUUUGUUUUUUUUUGUUGCCAAAUGUGACUUGACUAUCUGGAUCUGCUCUGCAUCCGAUAUGGACAGCCAAGUAUUCUCGCUUAAAACGUUAUUAAGAUUGCUGUGCAACUGUCUGAUGUCUUAUUUAAGAAGAAAAUGCAGGUCUUUCUUUAUAUCUCAAAUAAGCAAAACAAUUGGGUGUGGAAGCCAACCUUAGAGCUUGUUAUUUCGACAUAUCAAAAAUGUCCAAUAUGACCAAAGAUGUAUUUCACUGUUCACUUAUUGGGGAAUGGUGACAAUAAAGAGAAACCAUUUAA